AUGUUGCGAAGCUCGUUAGGGCUCCUGCGAACGUAUGCAACCAGAACUGAACUAUCGAAGAUAAGAAACAUUGGCAUCAUUGCGCACAUUGAUGCGGGCAAAACAACAACUACCGAAAGAAUGCUGUACUACUCUGGCAAAAUCAAUAGAAUUGGCAAUGUGGACCAGGGCGAUACUAUAACCGACUUUUUGCCCCAGGAAAAGUCAAGAGGGAUAACAAUUCAAAGUGCAGCGAUUUCAUUUAAGUGGCAGAAGGAAUUCAAGAUAAAUCUAAUUGACACACCCGGCCAUGCAGAUUUUACCUUUGAAGUUAUUCGAGCGCUGAAAGUUUUGGACGGAUGCGUUACGAUAUUAGAUGCUGUUGCCGGUGUCGAGGCACAAACGGAGAAAGUUUGGAGACAAUCGAAGACCUUACCUAAAAUUUGCUUUAUCAAUAAGAUGGACAGAAUGGGCGCUGGAUACAGCCGUACAGUGAAAGAGUUGAUUGUCAAAAUGAAAACUCGUGUAGCUCUAAUUAACGCUCCAUUUUUCAAGCAUGAUCCUAAAACUCAAGAACAGAUUUUUGAAGGAGUUAUUGAUGUAGUAAAUAUGAAAACCUUGAAAUGGUCUCUUGAAGAUCCCGACAAGAUUGAAGUUUCAGAUAUCGAAAAGUCGAAUGAACAAAUUUUUGAACAAUUGACGAGUUGUAGAGCUUCAUUAAUUGAGACUCUAGGCGAAUAUGACGAGGAAUUGGUGGAGCACUUUUUAGAUGAGGCAGAAGGUGACUAUUUGAAGAUACCAGCCGCAUUUCUUAAGGGCUCGAUAAGAAAAGCAACAUUGAAUCGCUUUGUGACACCAAUUUUAUGUGGUGCAUCUUUCAAAAAUAUAGGCGUUCAACCAUUGCUGGAUGCAAUCGUGGACUAUCUACCAUCACCUAUUGAAGUCCCGUAUCCUGAAUUAAAUGACUCAAAUCUGCCUAUCACAAUUGAUUCAAAAAAUGGGGCGUUGAUAAAUAGAAACAGAAAUUUGUGUGUCUCAUUGGCAUUCAAAGUGAUAACAGAUCCCAUACGAGGCAUUAUGGUAUUCAUACGAGUAUACUCAGGAAUACUGAAUAGCGGAAGUACCGUCUUUAAUUCCACAACAGGCGAAAAAUUCAAAAUUGGUAAACUGGUUCUCAUGCAUGCAGAUGUACAUGAAGAAGUGAAUUCUCUGCACACUGGCGAGAUCGGCGUGAUGACGGGUUCAUCAAUUGCUCAAAGGAUCUCUACAGGUGAUACGGUCAUCAGUCAUUCUCUAAAAAAAGAUGGAUUAAAAUCUCUAGAUAGGAAAAAAGAACUUCCACUGAAGAUAAACCCUAUUACAGUGCCGCCUCCGGUUUUCAGUGUAACUAUAGAGCCGAGAACAUUGGGCAACAGAUCUUCAAUGGAAGAUUCACUAAACACGUUAGUUACAGAAGACCCUAGUUUGCAGAUUACUAAAGAUGAAGAGACAGGUCAGACAAUAUUGAGUGGAAUGGGAGAACUACAUCUGGAGAUUGCUAAAUACAAACUGAUAAAUGAACUACAUGCAGCAGUUGAAAUCGGUAAAGUGAGAGUUUCCAAUAAAGAAACACUUAUGGAAAGCACAUCUUCUAAUACCAUAUCAACUGAUGCGGGCCUUAGAUUUACUAUAUCCGUAAUCCCUAUUUCCGAACGACCACCAUUGCCAAAUGAAAAUUGGAUCUCCUUAGGGAGUGAUAAUAAUUAUCUGAUCAUGGAACAGCAUGAAAUCUAUGAUCCGGUGAAAAAUUGGAAGUUUCAAAUGCCUUACGGGGCCUUAGUUAAUGCUUUAACAUCCAGUUCGAUCGUGGCAUUGUAUAAAGGAGGAAAAGUAGCGGGAUAUCCGCUAUACGACUGUGCUGUUAAAGUGCAUGGAAAUUGGGAAUUGCCAUUAGACAUUCAGAAUCCAACGGAGAUUCUUUCAUUAUCGAGGAGUCUGGUGUUAAAGGUGCUCUCAUCCUUGGAAGAGACCAAUUUUGCUGUACUGGAACCGGUAAUGAGCCUGGAGGUAAUUGUGGCGCAAAAGGAUAUGGGCGCUGUACUUCAAGACUUGACGGGCGCCCGUGAUGCCAAUAUUUUAUCUAUAGAUGACGAACACGAAUUGAACGGAAGUGCUACUGGUGAUUCCAAUAUUGAGUUUUUAAGCGUAGCUCAGAACCAAUUUCUACCUCCUGAUAUGACAAUGAAGAUUGCUGAGCUUGGUAAUGAAGGUGGACACAUGAAGGUCAUCAGAGCACGAGUGCCCUUGAAAAGCAUGGUUGCAUACACUAACAAAUUCAGAAGCUUGACGCAGGGAAGAGGUUCUUUCCACAUGGCUUAUUACGGAAUGGGAAAAGUUGGCAAUGACUAA
This is a messenger RNA of Zygotorulaspora mrakii, 2367 nucleotides long. RefSeq names its product mitochondrial elongation factor MEF2 (gene MEF2). The transcript has a single exon. The record is from RefSeq and is a predicted model, not a curated record. Bases 1 to 2367 code for a protein of 788 amino acids. Gene Ontology annotation, biological process: ribosome disassembly; mitochondrial translation. Gene Ontology annotation, cellular component: mitochondrion. Lineage: Eukaryota; Fungi; Ascomycota; Saccharomycetes; Saccharomycetales; Saccharomycetaceae. Gene Ontology annotation, molecular function: GTPase activity; GTP binding.